Molecule: messenger RNA, 2080 nt
Organism: Somion occarium
Lineage: Eukaryota; Fungi; Basidiomycota; Agaricomycetes; Polyporales; Cerrenaceae
Source: the annotation of a GenBank genome assembly
AAAAUGGUUGGCUACAAACGUCUCGUCGACGUUUAUGAUCGCUUGAAAUGACCUGAAAGCUCAAGUGUCUCUACUUACUGUAUGUUCUUUCUGAAUCUUGAUUUUUCGAGGCCUCUCUGGGACUGAAAAAAAUUCCGGAGGGUAUUUCGGAAUCCAUGCAUGCAGGUGCGGCCAUGAACUACAAUAACUAACUAGACAGAUAGGUCGCGGCGGGCCCACUCCCUAGUGUUAUUACUACAUUGGUACUUCACAGGAUACCUCCAUACGCGAAUCACAGCUAAAGUCAGUUAGGGUUCUGACUCUCUUCUUAUUACUGGAGAAGAAGGGCUAAGACAGUAUGCCAUCCUCGCCUUUCUCUUCACUCAGUCACAAUAGCAGUUUCAAGUUGAUUCGGAUGCGAUCAAACUCAUGGCAUCAAUAAAAGCUCAAUGACUCCUCGGACCCUCAAUUUCUUGUUUUCUUCAACGAUGUCUGACAUUGUUAAAUCUCCCUUUUCUUCGCAACUCGCCUGCUUUCGGGAUAUCUUAAACGACAAACCACCGUAUUGUUGUGGUACGCUGUCAGUUCGUGGGAGCCAACUAAUCCUUUUCUACGGAAAAGAGGUAUUGAAUGCGAGACGUCUUGAUUUCUCAGAUGUGACCGACGAUCAGUUGGAACACCUCUCUGCUACGUGCGAACCCGCUGCAUUCGGUCUAAACCGUGAGAACGUUAUAGACGAACGUUAUCGGAAGGCUGGAAAGCUCGACGCCACCCACUUUGCAUUUUGCUUCGAUGUGCCAGAAUCUGACUUGAUAACGAUCAUCUGUGACAACCUUCUGAGGGGACGUCAGGUCAACUCUGAUAUACAGCUAGAGAAGUACAAGCUCAAUGUCUAUGGAAAGGACUCGUUUUUUAAACCUCACAAGGAUACACCUCGAGGGAAUAACAUGUUUGGAUCGCUUGUUCUCACGUUGCCUACACGCCACGAAGGCGGUGCUCUCGUCCUCCGUGAUGGUGACAAGGAGUGGACAUUCGACUCUGCCAAAGAAAUGCAGGAACAUGAUGGGCCUUGCUUAGCGUAUGCUGCGUUCUACGGCGAUGUCGACCAUGAAGUACUACCCGUCAUUGCAGGCUAUCGAGUUACCAUCACCUACAAUCUCUACUUCGGUCGCACAGCGAGGUUGUCGUCCCGCGACCCCACGCAGGACAUCAGGCACGAUAAUUUGAAGGGAGCGUUCCAGACACUACUGUCCGACCCAUCUUUCUUACCGAAAGGAGGAUACCUUGGAUUCGGACUGGGGCGUCAGUACCCACUGGAUUGGAACUCUGAUCUCCGCGACCUUGAGCAGUAUCUCAAAGGUGAUGAUGCCGCGCUCAUGGAAGUAUGCAAUGAGCUAUCUCUCGAUGCGUCUCUCAGGCUUUACGUCGACAAUGAGUAUUCAGACAACGUGGACAUCCUAUGCAAGAAUGUACCGGACCUUGGUUGCGAGGAAAUUGAGGAUCUCGAAUAUCAUUUGUGCGGCUCCAAUGGGGCCCUACGAGUACAAGCGAGGGAGCUCCAUCCCGAUGAAGAUUAUCGCUACUGGGACACCAAGCCGGACAUCGUCAUUCAUUGGGCAACACCAGUGACGGUUUUCGGAGACAUUCUGGGACCAUACGCACAUUAUGGAAACGAGGCCUCGAUUUCUUAUGUGUAUGGUUGCGUCUGUCUCAUCGUGGCCAUUGGCCCAUAUGAUUCUCGGACGGACUCCAGUAAAAUUGACUCACUAAAGGAACUCGCUGCUGCGCUGGCAGAGAUGUCGACGUCAAACUGGAUAUUGCAGUUGUUCUCCUGGUUAAGUCUACACCACUAUCGGUAAUUACCUGACAUGUAAACUAGUUAGAGUUUCGUUACUACCUUAUGAGAAUGGCCGUCCUGGUACGGUUCUCUCCUUAGAUAACGGGCCUUAGUUGCGACUCGUCUGGUCCGCUGCAUCACCUGCGAUGAGCUUGUUUAUAGUUCAAACAAUUACCAUCAGCUCCGUUGUAGCCGACGGGAUACUUCAACAAUGAGAAUUAUUGUGUUACGCCAGGUAUCAGAACAGUAAGUGUUGAAGAUCCG